Molecule: messenger RNA, 1710 nt
Organism: Aureobasidium pullulans EXF-150
Lineage: Eukaryota; Fungi; Ascomycota; Dothideomycetes; Dothideales; Saccotheciaceae
Exons: 1
Coding region: 236-1480 (414 amino acids)
Source: RefSeq, a predicted model, not a curated record
AAGAAGAUGGCUGGGUCUUAUCAUCUUACGUGCCCAUCGAAUUGUUUUCAACCAACAUCUCACCUUCCUGCAAGUUGAAGAAUCGAAAUCUUACGCGCCGCCGAUGUCAUAGCAGAAUCUUGUGGAGUUGCCUGCGAAGACCAAAAAUAAUCAGCUCGCGACCACUUUCAAACCAGAAGACCAGGAAUUUACGAGAGCUACAAUAUUGAUACUGAAGAAACUCAAGUAAUCGACAAUGGACCAUCACGAGAGCGGAAAGUCGUUGACUGACGCAUACUCUCUCGCUGACCUCUUCGCGGACUGUGUCGAGUCUAUCAACUUGAUCCAUGGAACCCACGAAGAAUCUCACAGUGAAGAGAUUCUUACAUCACAACUGGGCAUCGAACAAGCACGCCUUCUUAUUUGGGGAGAUGCUGUGGGAAUUUGCUCACCACCAAAUUCUACCGGCGUUACAUCCGCCAUUCCAAAACAUCCUGGCGCAUUGAACCCAGAACCUGAGAGGCCCUUGUACUUUGGCACUCGAGAUGCCCGAUUGGAUGACCCUCGCUUUAGACAGCGUGUGGAAGACUCUUUGCACGCUAUCGCCAGCCCUAUGACACAUUUGACGAAAGCCAAGAUGUUGCAAACCUAUGGACUGGAUCUUUUCAAAGGCUCACCAAAAGUGCGCGAGAACCAUAUGCUGGCUCCCAAUCCUUUCAGACUGCAAGCAUUCCGUGAGAAGUUGGAAUUGCUGCAAGAAGUCGUGGUCGCAUAUCCCCACGCAAAGAUUCACAAACAUCUUGGUGUGAACAAGAAGAGCGCUUGGCAAAUCAUGGAUGUGGCCAAAGCAACCGGACUUUGUGCUCUCAUCCGCGAGAAGGUGGACUACCUGGUUCAGCUCAUGGAUACGCAAACAAGAGUCGACAAGGCAAUGCGAUACGACGUACGUGCCAUGGGAUGGCAUCCUAGCGAAGACAUGAAUGCCACUAUCCGUGACACUCUGAAGUUAUCUCUCCUGGUCGAAGCGUCCGAAACUCUGUAUCCCGAAUAUAGUACUGCGGCACAGGAGGCUAUGGACAAUGUCACUGAUCAAUGGAAGGGUAGUCAUGGCUAUGAUGCUAUGAUGUCUGACCAUCACAACCCGAUCAUCCACAAGACCGCCUCUCACACUAUGCUCGCACAACCUCUGCCUCGCGCGCAGGAGUCAACCAAGCCGACUGUCUCACCACCAAAGACACCGAAGAAGGGAAAACUGCUCGGAGUUCUUAGGCCAAAGCUCACGCGCUUGUUCUCAGGCAAGAGUAUGGAGAGGCUGUCACCAGCUGCUGCCGAUCCUUCACGCUCAAGGUCCGAGAGUGGGCCCAGUGGUGGCAUGGAUGGAGAAGCGCUUGAGCCCAUGCGUAGCAAGUCGCUGGCAAACGACGACUUGACGCAUGUUCUUACGCAUACUGCUACGCUGGAAAGUAUGAUCAGCAGACAUGAUCAGUACCCUGGAAGAUGAGGAGGAGAGAAGAAUGGAUGAUAACAGCAAUCUCUUUACCUUGCUUCUCUGUCGUUAUAUGGCUUUUUGAGGGAUUCACAAUUUGGAGGAACACUUUCGCUUUGCUCUCGAUACCCCCUUCUUUGUAUCAAUGUGUUUGUAGUCAGUCUUUCACUGUAUAAUACCUUGCUUGUAGUUAUUCUAUCGCCUCGGCUUGCAACAAUCAAGGGAAGGCGUCUGCUCAACCCUUU